Molecule: messenger RNA, 949 nt
Organism: Syngnathus acus (greater pipefish)
Lineage: Eukaryota; Metazoa; Chordata; Actinopteri; Syngnathiformes; Syngnathidae
Product: RNA-binding protein with serine-rich domain 1-A-like
Exons: 7
Coding region: 108-923 (271 amino acids)
Biological process (GO): mRNA splicing, via spliceosome
Cellular component (GO): nucleoplasm; cytoplasm; ASAP complex
Molecular function (GO): RNA binding
Source: RefSeq, a predicted model, not a curated record
UCAAAAUGCGACUAUUGUCGCACGUAGGAGGAUAUAAACAAAAAAGCUAAUAUCUUUAUUUUGUUCCUCGUAGAGAAAUAUAUAGACUAAUCGCAUCACAUUAAGGAAUGGGUCUUGAUUUACAAAUUGUGCCUUCGCCAAUCAAAAAGGGGGAUGACAAGGGUAAGCAAAGAGGUAAACGGAAAUCAGCAGCCUCAAAAGAUGGGGCUGAAAAAGAUCAGGGCAAAGUGAAAAGCCAAACACGCCGCGGUGGUUCAAGUGGGAGCAGCAGUUCAAGUUCCAGUAGCGGCUCGGGUUCAAGUUCCAGCUCAUCCACAAGCUCCUCCGGUUCCUCGAGCUCCCGCUCAUCCUCAUCGUCGUCGUCCUCGCCAAGCCCCAACCGACAACGACAAAACAGACGGCGCUCCCCCUCAAAGUCCAAAGUGGUCAAGAAAGACGAUCGGGAUCGGGACCGGCGACGGAGAAGUCCCGCUUCAAAACCUACCAAGGUCUACCUGGGCCGGCUGACAAGAAAUGUCAUCAAGGAACAUGUCCAGGAGAUUUUCUCCACCUACGGCAAGAUCAAGAUGAUUGACAUGCCCAUGAACCGGAUUCACCCUCAUCUGUCUAAGGGCUACGCCUACAUCGAGUUUGAGACCCCCGAGGAAGCGGAGAAGGCACUCAAACACAUGGAUGGAGGGCAGAUUGACGGUCAGGAGAUUACAGUCAUAGCCGUCCUGACUCCGACAGUGCGGCCCCCACCUCGGAGGAUUUCGCUUCCCCGCAGAAUGCCACCUCCACCCCCGAUGUGGCGACGAUCUCCGCCUCGAAUGAGGAGGAGGUCUCCCCGGUCGCCAAGGCGACGCUCUCCAGUGCAGCGUAGGUCUCGAUCACCUGUCCGCCGUCGCCACCAGUCCCGGUCCAGUUCCAACUCCUCCCGCUAAAUACCCCCCUUCUCCAAAAAAAAAAC